AUGACGUCGAUUCCGGGAGCCGGGGGAAAAGCGGUUGAGGGUGACAUGUCAAGUCAUUUGCCGUGGAAGCCGAAGACAUUUGGUCUUACCUACUGGCAACUCAAGGAUUGUUAUGCUGCCUCUCCAUUGCAUUCCUGUAACCGGCAGCCGGAUUGCACCCAAAUCGUGCUCGACAGGUACUCAAGUAUAACCGGGACUUGGCGUAAAUUCCGCUUCUUUCUUUCUUCGCAGGGAACGUAUACACAGGGUGUUGGGACAAGCAUGUCAAGACAUUUCUCUCGGGAAGUCGGCUCCUGCGCGGAAUGCCCCAAGGCGGGGCCAGUUGGUCUUGGGAGGAUUCCGCCUGGUGGGAGGGAAAUGCGCUCCUUGCUUGGCUUGCGCAAUUCGUGCCGUGAAAUCUGGGGGCUGGUACUUGGCAAGGCCAAGAGUGGAAAAGUCGAGGUGAGAUCUUGGAACAUUGUCCCGCCGACAAGUGACAGAGAGAGCCCAGCACAUUCAAACGUUGUGCCUGUUGACUGCCUACUCCUGACAAGGGAGGCCUUCCAAAUGCGCAUCAACAUCCAUGGCAGCCGUACAUUUGGCACGCAUAAGACGAUGAUCAAGGACAAGGCAAGUAGGUCCCUAGUAGUACUACGGAGAACUGUGUCAGCCUCUGGGAUGGAUGAGGACCACUGCACUACUGUGUACAUGGGCAUUCAGUGUACCAAUCUGGCCACCAUCUGGCCACCGUCUGGUCGACUGAUUGAGGUACAUUACAACAUCACAGGGCAGGUCAGGGCCAACGUGCUUGCAAUCAAGCUCACGCAAAGGGGGCGGUGGGCUGGUUACUGA
Molecule: messenger RNA, 831 nt
Organism: Plenodomus lingam JN3
Lineage: Eukaryota; Fungi; Ascomycota; Dothideomycetes; Pleosporales; Leptosphaeriaceae
Source: RefSeq, a predicted model, not a curated record